AAGUAUAGAUGCUUUUCUGUUCCUCGUCCAAUCUAAUUGAAAAGAAAAAAAGAAAAAUCCCAUCCUUGGUAUUACCGCAAAAGAAGUAAAAUAAUCUGAUUUAUGCUAUAGGUUCAUCGCCGCCUCUAUUGACUAUAGGGAGAAUUUCAGAUACAAGAGAAAACAGAGAAAUAAUGGCAGGCCGCGGUGGAAAACGCCUGGAAAGGAAGAAGGAUAAUUGGCCUCAAGAUCUCCUCCUUUCAAUCUUAGCUACCCUUCCUGCCAAGUCUUUGUUCCGAUUCAAAUCGGCAUCCAAACACUGGCGAUCACUGAUCACCAACCCUGAUUUCAUCGAACAACACCUCGAAAACCAGCAGAAGAAAGAGUACCCUCAACUUAUAUUUGCCUCUACAGAAUCUAAAACCGACCUAGUUUUAGAAUCUGUGGCGAUCGUCGAUGUUGAAGUUAGAGAAGCAGACGGAGCAAAAACCAGGAAAGGUUUCAAACGAACUUCUUUGAAUAUCUGUCAUCUUCCAACUGAUGUUUACCACAUGUCUAAUUCUUGUGAUGGAAUUCUUUGUUUCUUUGGGAAAACUAACGUCUUUGUUUACAAUCCUGGAACUAGAGAGUUUCGGAUUCUUCAGAUUGGAAGGGAGGGAUCUUCCCUUGUUACUUCCUACCCUUUUGAUUGCUUUGGGCAAUUAUUCUCUAGGUAUCACUUAGUUGGGUUUGGUCGUGAUCAAGUUACUAAAGAACGCAAAAUUAUACGAUUGUUUAGACCUAAAGGAGAAUUCGAAGAUCAAAUUCAUGAGUGUGAGGUUUUUACAUUAAGUUCAGGUGCUGGGUCUUCAUGGAGAGGUAUUGGUAAAGUUGCAUACUUCAUUAGGCUAGCACAAAGACCUGUCUAUGUCAAUGGAACACUUCACUGGAUACUUGAUGGUAGACAUGCUAACCCUUCUGAGUUGAUUGUCUGCUUUGAUCUCCAUACUGAGAAAUUCCAAGCAAUAUCACACCCAAGUUGUUACUCUGAAAACUCCUUAGAUCAAUAUAAACGACAGUUAAUGGGAUUAUUGCAUUUGAGAAACUCUCUAUGCCUAGUAGAACCAGAACCAAUGUUGCAGCUGAAUAUAUGGAUAAUGAAUCAAAGCAAUGGAAUUUGGGAGAAGCUGUUUUGUGUUGAUUGGGAAUCGAUGAAUUAUAAAAAUCCAUUGCCAUUUCCAAUAGCAGAACUCAAGGAUGGAACCUUUUUUGUUUACCAUUGUACGGGUAACCUGCAAAUAUAUUAUCCAGAGAGCAAAAGUUUUAGUGAAGCACUUUUAGGACAUGAAAGGAUGGUUCAGCCCUCUGCAUUUUUUGAAAGUUUAGUUCCUUUGUAUGGAGAGCCACUGGUGUAUUGAUCAAGUUAUAAUACUAAAGAUAUGUUAUUUUUAGUAUUAAUAGUAAUUUCAUUUUUAUUGGGUGGUGGAUCUCUCUUUUUUGAUUUUGGAAUUUCUAAUAAAUUUGAUUGGGAUUUU
Messenger RNA from Durio zibethinus, 1493 nucleotides. RefSeq names its product putative F-box protein At2g02030. Gene Ontology annotation, molecular function: protein binding. NCBI's taxonomy places the organism in Eukaryota, Viridiplantae, Streptophyta, Magnoliopsida, Malvales, Malvaceae. The record is from RefSeq and is a predicted model, not a curated record.